Messenger RNA from Dibothriocephalus latus, 291 nucleotides. The record is from the annotation of a GenBank genome assembly. NCBI's taxonomy places the organism in Eukaryota, Metazoa, Platyhelminthes, Cestoda, Diphyllobothriidea, Diphyllobothriidae.
AUGAAAGAGAAGCGGGUGUUGCCCUUGGCUGUGGACCAAUUCACGCCUAAAACACCACCACUAUUUAAGGUUGUGACAGAUCGCAUUUUGUUAUCGGGCGGAACUGUACGUAGACACCUUGAAGCAUUUGGGUAUCAUCACUGUGCUUCUAUCCGACGCUCAAGCAUGCGAGAGAAGGCCAAACUUUCCUGGAAGGAGGCGCGCCUCGAGGCCGAAACCUGCUCCCUUGUUGUCUCCACCGAGGACGGUGCUUGUGUGCAAGAGGAGACCAAGGCGCCCGUCUGGAUGACC